AUGUGGCUCGACCGGUUCUCAGGGCAUUCAACGCCUGCAGCAAGCGCCUCUGGAUCUCCGCCUCCAUCGGCGAGCAGAUCGUACUCUCCAGCUCCGCGGCGGCGACAGAGUAACUUGGGUCCGCCUUCCGCAGCUCAGAGACCCGGCUUCAGCCCGCGAUCAUCGUCCCUCUCCUUGGCCUCCAACGACUCGACAACGUCUUUGUUGGGUUUGUCGAAACGGCCCAAUGGCUCGGCGCUCAGGCAGUCCGUCACCGCGGUAGAUGCGCCCAACCCCCUAGAUGUGCUAGAGAGGCUCCUAGCUUCGGGGGAUAAAGAGUCUCCGUCCUCAGAAAGGACCGCGGCUAGGAAUGGGAUACCCAGCAGAUUGGUAUAUGAUGAUUCCGAGUUGGAGCUCGACUUUGGUGGCCUCAAUUUGCGAGACAUAGCUGGCGGAAAGGGAUUACUUGCUAAGGAUGACCAUAUAUACGCUGUGCAGACUGUUGAAGAGUUCGAGAGUGAGAAAUCCAAGUUUGACGACCUUCACCGAUCGAUACGCGCCUGCGAUGAUGUGCUCAAUGCUGUCGAAAUCAAUCUGACGAGCUUCCAAAAUGAUCUGGCAGUAGUCUCCGCAGAGAUAGAGACGUUACAAGCCAGAUCCACGGCAUUGAGCGUUAGGUUGGAAAAUAGAAAGCUGGUCGAGAAUGGCUUGGGUCCCAUCGUUGAAGAGAUCAGCCUCUCCCCUGCAGUCGUGAGCAAAAUAGUCGAGGGCAAUAUCGAUGAAGGCUGGGUCAGAGCUUUGGCUGAGGUCGAGAAACGAUCCCGAGCGAUAGAGUUGAAAUCGAAGGAACAUGCGAAUAUCAAGGGAGUUGGUGACCUCAAACCCUUGUUGGAAAAUCUCAUCAAAAAGGCCAGUUUGCCUAAUAAUGCAUUAUGCCAUUUACUAACCUUUAUUCAGGCUCUCGAAAGGAUCAGGGACUUCUUGGUAGCACAGAUCAAGGCCCUCCGAUCACCUAAUAUUAACGCCCAGAUCAUACAGCAGCAACAUUUCAUCCGGUAUAAAGACCUCUACGCCUUUCUACACAAGCACCAUCCACAGCUAGCAGAAGAAAUCGGCCAGGCCUACAUGAAUACCAUGCGAUGGUAUUUCAUAAAUCAAUUCACGCGCUAUCUAAAGGCGCUCGAGAAGAUCAAAAUUCACAUACUGGACAAACAUGAUGUGCUCGGCCAGGACGACGGGACGCGGAAAACCAAUAUUCUGUCAGGAUCAAAAAGCCUAGGCCCACACGAUGCCUUCAAUCUAGGUCGUCGGAUCGAUCUCCUGAAAGCGUCGACCCAAACGGCGCUCCCGUCGUUCUUAGCAGAGGAGGAUAAGUCGACUCAUUAUCUUGAGUUCCCAUUCCGUAACUUCAACCUUGCCCUUGUCGACAACGCCUCUGCAGAAUACUCCUUCCUCACAUCAUUCUUCUCGCCCGCGCUCUCGUUUUCGGCGAUCUCGCGGAAAUUCAAUUACAUAUUUGAGCCGACUUUUGCGCUUGGCCAUGGUCUUACAAAGUCACUGGUUCACGAGACAUAUGACUGUCUAGGCCUACUAUUAUGUGUCAGACUCAACCAACAUUCUGCUUUUGAGCUCCAGCGUCGCAAGAUCCCCGCGGUUGAUGGAUACAUUAAUGGUACUAGCAUGCUGUUAUGGCCCCGCUUCCAAGUAGUCAUGGACCAACAUUGUGAGUCAGUCCGGUCUGCGACAAAUUCGGUCUCUACGCGUAAACAGUCGGCUUCAGAGCAGGCUAAGCAGUCAGCCGCUCCACACUUUAUGACACAGCGCUUUGGACAGUUUAUCCAAGGCAUAUUAACUCUAAGCACCGAAGCUGGAGAUGACGAGCCCGUCUCGACCAGCUUAAUCAGGCUGCGCAGCGAGAUCGAGGCAUUUCUUACAAAAACAAGCAAAACAUUUGGCGACUCGAGAAAGAAGGAGCGGUUUUUGUACAAUAACUAUUCAUUGAUUCUGACUAUCAUCGGGGACCUAGAUGGUAAGCUGGCGUUAGAGCAGCGGGAACACUUUGAAAGUCUCAAAAGGGCGUUUGAAGGUACUUGA
Molecule: messenger RNA, 2073 nt
Organism: Venustampulla echinocandica
Lineage: Eukaryota; Fungi; Ascomycota; Leotiomycetes; Helotiales; Pleuroascaceae
Exons: 2
Coding region: 1-2073 (690 amino acids)
Biological process (GO): Golgi to vacuole transport; endocytic recycling; retrograde transport, endosome to Golgi
Cellular component (GO): GARP complex
Molecular function (GO): syntaxin binding
Source: RefSeq, a predicted model, not a curated record